Messenger RNA from Equus quagga, 939 nucleotides. Its product is annotated as olfactory receptor 4C46-like. Lineage: Eukaryota; Metazoa; Chordata; Mammalia; Perissodactyla; Equidae. Gene Ontology annotation, molecular function: olfactory receptor activity; G protein-coupled receptor activity. Gene Ontology annotation, biological process: G protein-coupled receptor signaling pathway. The transcript has a single exon. The record is from RefSeq and is a predicted model, not a curated record. Gene Ontology annotation, cellular component: membrane. Bases 1 to 939 code for a protein of 312 amino acids.
AUGAAAUACAUGGAGAACAUGAACAAUGUGACAGAAUUUGUUCUACUGGGGCUCACAGAGAAUCCAAAGAUGCAGAAAAUCAUAUUUGCUGUGUUUUUUGUCAUCUACAUCAUUUCUAUGGCAGGAAAUGUGCUCAUAGUGGUCACCAUCACUGCCAGCCCAUUAUUAGGGUCUCCCAUGUACCUUUUUCUGGCCUAUCUCUCUUUUAUUGAUGCCUGCUAUUCCUCUGUCAGUACCCCCAAAUUGAUUGUAGAUUCACUCUGUGAAAAGAAGACCAUCCUAUUCAAUGGGUGUAUGACCCAAAUCUUUGGGGAACAUUUCUUUGGAGCUGCUGAGAUCAUCCUGCUCACUGUGAUGGCCUAUGACCGCUAUGUGGCCAUCUGCAAGCCCUUGCGCUAUACAUCCAUCAUGAACUGGCGGAUGUGUGGCCUGCUAAUGAGAGUGGUGUGGGUUGCAGCAUUUGUUCACUCGAACAUACAGAUGCUCUUCAUCUUCCAAUUACCAUUCUGUGGUCCUAAUGUCAUAGAUCACUUUAUGUGUGAUCUGAAUCCUUUGCUCAAUCUUGCCUGCACUGAUACCCACACUCUAGGGCUCUUUGUUGCUGCCAACAGUGGAUUAAUCUGUGUGUUAAACUUCCUCUUCUUGUUGGUCUCCUAUGUGGUUAUCCUGCGCUCCCUAAAGACCUACAGCUCAGAGGCAAGGCGCAAAGCACUGUCCACCUGUGUCUCCCACAUCACAGUGGUCAUCUUAUUCUUUGUGCCAUGCAUUUUUGUGUACAUGAGACCUGCAGCUACGUUACCAAUUGAUAAGGCAGUUGCUGUAUUCUAUACUAUGAUAACCCCCAUGUUAAAUCCCUUGAUCUAUACCUUGAGAAAUGAUCAGAUGAAAAAUGCCAUUAAAAAAUUGUGUAGCAGAGAAGCUAUCUCAGGUGAGAUAUAA